This is a messenger RNA of Ruditapes philippinarum (Manila clam), 710 nucleotides long. RefSeq lists its product as uncharacterized. The coding region runs from base 296 to 673 and encodes 125 amino acids. The transcript has 2 exons. The record is from RefSeq and is a predicted model, not a curated record. NCBI's taxonomy places the organism in Eukaryota, Metazoa, Mollusca, Bivalvia, Venerida, Veneridae.
ACCUCAUAACAAAUCAGCAUUAAGAAUUCAAUGCAAUUUUAUUGUUAAUACAUUUAAUAGAAAUAUUUUAUUAGAUAUAGCUUUAUACUCUAUAAAUGUUAAAGAUAAAAUUAAAUAAGAACCGUUAUUCUAUUUUGACCAGGCACGGGAAAUUGGAAGAAUUGUACAACAUUCAUCAACAUUUGAUGUAGAAGAUUCAGAUCUUCAGAAAUACUUCCAUUUAUUACGGCAACUACUUUCUGACCCCGUAUAUCUAGCUACAGACACACAUGCGCAGAAAGCAAAACAGAAACUUAUGCAGUUAGAAAAUGACACUCUUGUUAUUGGUAAAGAUGAUAUAAGGAAAGUACCAGACGAUGUGCUCGACAAGAUGAAGGCUGGAUUAGAUGAGCAAUAUGACGGAAUUGAGCUAGAUAUGAUAAAAAGUAAACGAUUCAAACUGCUAUCGCCUGUGUCCAAAACUGCCGAAGGAGUGAGACAGAUACUAGAUUGUGCUGAUGCUUCUGUGAGAAGAAUAAAUGAAGAAAGGGACAAAGCAAUUUUUAGAAUUAAACCAAGCGAUAAAGAGCAAACAGACCUGGCUGAAUUAGGAGAGACGUUACAAAAGGAACUGAAGACAACAAGUAAAGCCGAGAAGGAAAAGCAUUAUAUUGAUUUUAAACAAAGUAAGUGACAUAACAAUAUUUGUUUUCCAUGUUAUAUAUCUAUUA